AUGGCCGCGCCGCUCUACGUGACCCAGUCAGGUCGCCUGUUCCAUGCGGGUCUCAUCCUCAUUGUCACUGUUGGCCUGCCUGCGCGAGGCAAGACUCACAUCUCGCGCGCACUCGAGCGCUACCUACGCUGGCUAGGCGUCAAGACCAGAGUUUACUCGCUCGGCGACUACCGCCGCAAGAUGCUUGGUGGAACCAAGAACCUGCCCAGCGACUAUUACAAGGCCGACGGCCCAAAGUCGCCCGAAACAAUCGCGCUUCGUGAAAAGGUCAAGCGUGGCCUCGAGCAGCAGAUCUGGGACUUCUUCACCGUCCAGGGUGGCCAGGUCGUUAUCUACGAUGCCAACAACGGCAGCGAGUCCGCGCGCAAGGACGUGAUUGAAACAUUCAGAACCAAGGGGGUGCACGUCAUCUUCCUCGAGUCACUGUGCGACAACGACGACAUCAUCACCUCCAAUAUCCGCAGCGUAAAACUCAGUUCGCCAGACUACGCGGGUUGGGAUGCGGACCGGGCCCUGGCCGACUACUGGAAGCGCAUCCGUGGCCAGGAAGGCGUGUACGACACGGUCAAGGCCGAGGAGGGGCCAUACAUCAAGGUCAUGAACGUGGGGGAGCGCAUCGAGAUCAACCGGAUUGAAGGAUACCUCCAGACUCGGUGCUGCUUCUUCCUCAUGAAUAUUCACACGCGGCCGCGCACAAUCUUCUUUGCAAGGUCUGGACAGUCUCUGAUUGAGCACUCGUUCAAGGCUGACUCGGACCUCUCGCCUGGAGGGUGGGAGUACGCCGAGCGCCUCAAGGCCGCAGUCACAGCGCGUCGCAAGGCGCUGAGAGAAGAGCGCCGCGCUCGCGGCGAGUCGACCAACGAGAACCCGCUCGUCGUGUGGACGAGCACGCGGCGGAGAGCGCACCACACCGCGUGGCCGUUCGUGCACGCCGGCUAUAAGGUCGUGCAGAAGCAGAUCAUGGGUGAGAUCAAUCCCGGCGUGUGGGACGGCCUCUCGGCUGCCGAAGCGCAAGAAACGUACCCUGACGAGUGGGAUCGCUUCCUUGGUGACCCGUACGCGCACCGCGCACCACGCGCAGAGUCUUACCACGACCUCUCGGUGCGACUCGAGCCGGUCAUCUUCGAGCUUGAGCGUUGCCAGGACGACCUGCUGAUCAUCGGACACGCGUCGGUCAUUCGCUGCCUACUCGCAUACCUCGUCGGCCUGCCGCCGUCCGAGGUGCCCGCGAUCGAGAUUGCACGUGGCGACCUCGUUGAGGUCACGCCCGCUUCGUAUGGCGUCGUCAGCCGCGCGUUCCACUUCUGGUCUGGCGAGGGCCACCACGACGAGGCCGGCCGCAACCUGUACGAAAACUUUGCAGAGGCGACGUCAGGCGUCGGCGGCAGCAUCGCAAGCUUUGCGGGCGAGGUGGAGGACAUUGAGCGCGAGGCCGAGGCUGAGGAGGCCAUGGACAGAGAGAAGAAGGCGGACAACGUCCGCGCCAGGCUCCGGGAGCACUUCAGCACCAAGACAGAUGGGUGGAUGAGCGCGCCUGGCGGCCGCGGCAUCGUCACGCCGGCCGAGCCAGCCGAAGGCUCGUUGGGCGGCCAUUCGGAGCACGAGGGCGCGAUCGACACGCCCAACAUCGAGGGCGACGGCGAGCAGCCGUCUACCGUUAGAGAGCGAGCCAUGAGCAUUCUCAAGAUCUAG
Molecule: messenger RNA, 1692 nt
Organism: Cutaneotrichosporon cavernicola
Lineage: Eukaryota; Fungi; Basidiomycota; Tremellomycetes; Trichosporonales; Trichosporonaceae
Exons: 5
Coding region: 1-1692 (563 amino acids)
Biological process (GO): fructose metabolic process; fructose 2,6-bisphosphate metabolic process
Cellular component (GO): cytosol
Molecular function (GO): 6-phosphofructo-2-kinase activity; ATP binding; fructose-2,6-bisphosphate 2-phosphatase activity
Source: RefSeq, a predicted model, not a curated record